CGUGGACUGCAGUGUGUCUUCUUCUGUACAAAAACAAAGCAACAACACUCAGACACAGCAGCACUGAGGCAGGUUGAACACAGUGAGUGUGUGUGUGUGCAGCUGGAGCCAUGGCACUCAGGUGGAUCAUUCUGCUCCUUGGCCUGGGACUGGCAGCAAACAUAGACUGCAAGCUAACAGGUGAUACAGAAAGUGAUGCUGGUGAGGAUAAGGACUGCGACAUGUCUGACCCCAAUGCAGCGGCUGAAAUGGACGAGGUGCCAAAGGAAGAUGACGAAAAGACCUCCACCAUAAACUCUGUUAAGGGAGACGAGUACCGCUGGCCGACAACCAUUCCCUACUACCUAGAAGACGAUCUGGACAUAAAUGCAAAGGGAGUGAUCCUGAAGGCAUUUGACCAGUACAGACUGAAGACCUGCAUUGACUUCACACCAUGGAAAGGAGAGGAGAACUACAUCUCUGUGUACAAAGGGAGCAGAUGCUCCUCCUCUGUCGGCCUUCAGCGUACGGGGAAGCAGCAACUGUCCAUUGGUGAAAACUGUGAUAAUCUAGGAACCGUUGAGCAUGAGUUCCUGCACGCCCUGGGCUUCUGGCAUGAGCACUCCAGAGCUGACCGAGAUGAUUACGUCAACAUCAUGUGGGAUCGUAUUAAAGAUGGUAAAGAAACAAACUUCGUAAAACACAAUGGCAUACCGUCCAGUGCGCUGAGCUAUCCCUAUGACUACGGCUCUGUGAUGCACUACAGGAAGACAACCUUCAAAAUCGGCUCAGAUCCCACAAUCGUCACCAAGAUCCCCCACUUCACGGACUUGAUUGGUCAGAGGAUGGGGUUCAGUGCCAGUGAUCUAACAAGGCUCAACCGUCUCUACAAGUGCACACAGUUCUCUAACUUCGUGGAAAGCUGUGACUUUGAGGCGGAGAACAUCUGUGGGAUGAUUCAGGGUCCUGGAAAUGCAAAGUGGGAAAAACACAGUUCUGUGAGCGGAGGGCCUCAGACUGACUUCUCAGACAUGGGAAAAUGCAAAGAACAAGGCCACUUCAUGCACUUCAGCACAGCCUCUGCUCAGCCUGGUGAACGUGCGUUCCUGGAGAGUCGUUGGGUUAACCCCAAACCUGGAGCCCAGUGUCUGCAGUUCUUCCUCCAUAACAGCGGGGCAGCUGAUGAUGUUCUCAAUAUCUGGGUGCGAGAGUAUGACGCGACCAACCCCAGCGGUACACUGAAGCUCUUCAAGAGUAUCUCAGGAGGGGUCAUGGGUUCCUGGGAACUGCAUAACAUCAAUCUGAAUGUGACACAGAAGGCCCGUGUGGUUUUUGAGGGUGUGAGGGGGAACAGCACAUCAAAGGGAGGUUUCUCUCUGGAUGACAUUAACCUGUCAUCCACAACGUGCCCUCAGCACGUCUGGCGCAUCCGCAACAUCACCCACCUGAUGGCCACCACACCAGUAGGAGUUAAAACCUACAGCCCUCCCUUUCUGUCACCAUCUGGUUACUCCUUCCAGGUUGGUAUCUACCUAAAUGGGAGAAGCGACCAUCCAGGAUACAUGGCCAUCUACUUCCACCUGACUUCAGGCCCCAACGACCACAACCUUGAGUGGCCAUGUGUGUGGAAGCAGGCAACUAUGGCGCUGAUGGAUCAGCAGUCUGACAUCAGACAGCAAAUGAACAUGCACCACAUGGUCACCACUGACCCUGACAAGACAUGCUCUGAUGGUAUUGAGCUCUACUGGGAUGAUCCCAGGGAGGUGGGCUCUAAAAUUACUGCAUCUGAUGGCACCUAUUACUAUCGAGGCCCAGGAAACGGAAAAAAAAAAUUCAUCAGCCACAGCGGACUAAAGAGCAGAAAAUUCAUCAAAGGAGACGAUGCCUUCUUCUUCUUAAGUUUGGAAGAUAUAUCUGAUCUGCUGGAAUCUCAGCCUCUUCCCAGUCCCAGUUCGAAGAACGCUGCAGACCAAGGUGCUCCGCAGGGAGGUUCUAAUAUCUCGCUGUAGACAUGGAUUCAGAAUGAUUUUAGUUUUUAAAAACUAUAGAUUAGGUAGCUCCCAGCACAGUCACACUGGAGACCGAUGGUGGCCAGUUUGUACAUGGGGAACACAGUGUGCCGAUGGUUUCCUUGCCUGACAUCCUGGGGCUAAGUCUGUAAUAUGACUGCUGCCCGCCUAACUCAGCAAAUGGCGGCAAAACUUACAAAACUGUUAGCAACAAGUAGAUAGUGGUUACUUUAGCAACAGGUGAAGCUAAAUCCUGUCAGUACUGUCUUCCCUGUCAUGUGAUUGGGGUCAUCAGCGACUUAAUGCUGGAUAAGUGCUUAAUACUGUCCAAUAAUGAUUGCGAUAAUAUCAACUUUGCAUUAAAGCUGUCAUAAUUUACCAAAAGAAACUUAAUUGCAGUCCUUCAAAACGUCAUGAAGACUCUUACAUGUUCAUGGCAUGUCAAUCUUAUGCACACCCCUCCAAAGGAAGUGUUCCCAACUGAUUUAAAACAAUGUGACAGUUCUGUCAGCUCUGCACAUUGAAUGUUUGGGGUUUCUUCUGGUCCUCUAAAUUGCAUUACAUUCUACAUUGUUUAAAAGGUUCAACUUAACAUUUUGUAAAUCAAAAACAAACGUCUGAUGUUGGAGAUUUAAAAUGAAUAGAAGAACUGCUUCUGAGAAUAAAACCUUAAACCACAAGAA
Molecule: messenger RNA, 2671 nt
Organism: Centropristis striata (black sea bass)
Lineage: Eukaryota; Metazoa; Chordata; Actinopteri; Perciformes; Serranidae
Product: meprin A subunit beta-like
Exons: 14
Coding region: 111-1988 (625 amino acids)
Biological process (GO): proteolysis
Cellular component (GO): membrane
Molecular function (GO): zinc ion binding; metalloendopeptidase activity; protein binding
Source: RefSeq, a predicted model, not a curated record